CCGAAACUGCAGUCUUUGUCCUCUUUUGCCCGUGUCGAGGACGCCAAUGUUGCUGUAUAUAUAGCGCCGUUGUUUGCCAUACAGCAUGGAUAACUCAACCCGCCUCCUAUUCUCUAAUGUUCUUUUCUGAAUUCUCCACGCAUAACCAUCUUCUAUCAAAAUGGCCACAACCUAUGCCGCAGUUCACUCCCACCCUUCCGGCCCGGGUGACGCCCGUCCCACUGCGCUACAUAUCAUUCAAGACGAAGGUCUUGAACAGAAGCUUACUGGAAAAGUCAUCUUGAUUACUGGCUGCUCCUCUGGUAUAGGCAUUGAAACGGCUCGUGCUCUCUCGAAGACGGGUGCGAGACUCUACGUUACCGCUCGCGAUGAAGAGAAAGCGAAAGCUGCAUUGGGAGACUUGCUUGAAAUGGAGAAUUUCCACUUCUUAAAACUCGAUCUGAACUCUUUGGCAGGCGUUCGGGCUUUCGUUAAAGAGUUCCUGUCCAAGUCGGAGAAAUUGAACAUUCUUAUCAACAACGCUGGCGUCAUGGCAACGCCAGAAGGCCAAACGGAGGACGGCUUCGAGACUCAGUUCGGAACCAACCACUUGGCACCAUUCCUACUGUUCCAACUGCUGAAACCUGCGCUACUGCGUGCCUCUGAGCCCAACUUCGCCUCUCGCGUUGUCAUGGUCUCUUCCAGUGCACAUCGUUUUAGCGAAGUUGAAUUUGACAAUAUGAACCUGGAAGGGAUUUAUGACCCAUGGAAGGCUUAUGGUCAGAGCAAAACUGCUACGAUCUGGACAUCAAAUGAGAUUGAGCGACGAUAUGGAUCUAGGAACCUUCACGCCUUCAGCGUCCAUCCCGGAGGAAUUUCAACUGGGCUGCAAAAGCACGUUUCGCAAGAGACGGUAGAUCAAUGGAUAAGUCAUGAGACAAUGGGACCACAAUGGAAGAAUACUGAACAGGGUGCUGCGACCACUGUCUGGGCUGCCAUGUCCAAGGCGCUGGAAGGAAGGGGAGGGAAGUAUCUCGAAGACUGCCAGAUUGCUGGGCCCUGGGAUCCUGAAACGGGGGAGAUGGGUUCUGGCUACGCACCUUGGGUGUAUAAUGAGGACAAGGCCGUGAAACUUUGGGAAAGAUCUGUCGAACUAGUGGGACUUCAGAAUGUCGAGUAGAUUGACAAGGCAGUUUGGGAGGAAUCUG
Ilyonectria robusta is the source of this 1187-nucleotide messenger RNA. RefSeq lists its product as uncharacterized. The record is from RefSeq and is a predicted model, not a curated record. The transcript has a single exon. Lineage: Eukaryota; Fungi; Ascomycota; Sordariomycetes; Hypocreales; Nectriaceae. Bases 161 to 1159 code for a protein of 332 amino acids.